GCACAACAGGACAAAGGCGAGAGAAACAGUCCAUUCUUCUGUCGCAGGCUACUAGUGCUUGUCUGGUGUCGGUCGGGUCAUCGCUUUGGUCAGCAACUCCCAAGGUUCAAAUCAUCCUGGGCAACGCCCCUCUCCAGGAAAUCACGAUUUCACUUCACUUCACCCGCACCGCAACCCCCAACGCGCUCUGGCAAAGCCUAACGUGAACAGCCUGUCACUCCCGAACAAAGCCCACUAGCGCCCCCUUGCUUCCCUCCCAUCAGCAGCAGUCGGCUUAGGCAGCUCAGCUGACAAGUCUGUCUCCCAUCUUCCCUCCGAGCGAAAGCACUCAGAAGACGAUCCCAACAUCCUACAACGAGCGAAAGGAAGCACGAAGAUCCACUGCGGUCUGCUCGGUACACAACGACAGUGCGACGUCACCCCACCUCGCGGUCGUGACGCCGAUACCAAUACGGGCGAGCAGCCAUCGCACAAUCGCAUCAACGCACCACCGUACGAGCGAUAUAUACCACCUGCCCCCCUGCAUCUCCUCCGCACACUAGAGCUUGCUCGCAUUCAGCCCCUCCAUACAUACUCCGCAACCCCAACAAUCCACUGCGCAUACUCGCCGAUGGAAGACUUUGCCAACGACAUCAUGGCCGGGCAGACAAUGCAAAAUCAUCUUUGGCAGGAGCACCCCUCCUCGCCAGACGGUGAUUUUGCAUGGUCCGGGGAGGAACCACUUGCUCACCAGCCAGCUUUCAUGGAAGAGCAUGCACCGGACAAGUACUUCCCUCCGUCUGACGCCUUCCUCUUUUCACAAUACGGACACAACCAGCCUCAGCCUCAGUACCAGCACCAACCGCACUUCCCACUGCACCCACCACAGCUCCGCGUCGAGCUUCCGCACCUGACGGCAGGGCACCCCGUGCCGCUCCUCACUCCUGCAUCUACCCACGCCUCCUCCCCGCGGUCGGCGAUGUCCACUGGUCCAGUGAUGCCCUUCGCGAUGCCUGGCAUGCCCGCGCUCUCACCCGCCGCAUCGCCGAGCACGAGCAGCAGCCUUGAGCCGGGUCCCUCGAUGGCGUCUAUGCCGCCUCGUGUCCCCGCGUUGCCUCCUACCAUGCUUGCCGUCCACCCCGAAGGUGCGGCUUACAAUCCGUUCAAUCCUGCCCCAUAUCAUGCUGUUGGUUUAAGCAACAGCGUGUUCGAGAACACGCUGUUCAUCAAGCCAAGUCUGCCUUGUGGGAGACAGCGGAUUGAACAAGCAUGCGACAAGUGCAGGGAACGCAAAGCCAGAUGCAACGGCGGCCGACCCACCUGCGCCCGGUGUCAGCAGCGCGGCUACGAAUGUACCUACGCACCAGAACGACGCAUGCGCGGGCCAAACAAGGUGAAGAAGCCGCCUUCGAAGGGCAUCCAGCCCCGCUCGUCCGUCACGUCCCUCAGCGGAUCCACGAGUUCUCGCAAGGGCGAUGUUUCCCCAGGACCGAGCAACGGUACGCCCAGCCCCACUGAGGAGUUCUUCCCUGCUGCGAGUGGCCAGUCCACGUCUGCCGGUCUUCCCCCUACUGUUCCUGCGCGCAUAUCGUCCUUGAGUGGGUGGGACCAGUGUGCACCCAGCCGUGGUGAGAUCGACACGUCGCCGCGCGUGAGCAACGUCACGCCCAGCCCGACGGAGCAGACGUUCGGUGCUGCCAACACCCAGCCGGUCCCUGCCGUAGGUCCUGUUUCCCCGGCGCUCGCCUUCACGUCUUCCUUGAGCGGGUGGGACAAGAACGCCCCGCGCAAGAGGACAAGCACGGGUGACGUGGCCUCUGCUGGGAUCCGAACGCCGGUCGACGCCUCCCUCUCUAAAGCAGGAUCCCCUCUGCCGCCGACGAUAGCGAGGCCAGCGAUGAGCAGAUCAUCUUCGGGCACUGGAAUGCACGAGCGCUCGCACUCGACGAGCAGUGUCGACCUGAGCCACACCAAUGCCGGACCGACCAAGCCGAGGUUGUCCGUCGAGGCGCCUCCUGAUCCGGAGCUCGUGAAUCACGGCGUCUUCCAUCCAGGGAGAAACGGACAGCCAGUCAUGGGCCUCGGCGUGGGAGUACCGACGUUCCCCCAGUCGUCGUACAACGGAUAUAUGCACUACGUCCCGCCUCCUCACCAGCAGUAUCAUCAGCACACGCAGCAACAGCAGGAAGCACAGUACUUGCCUGGGAUUCCCCUCCCGCGUGUGCACCACCCCCAGCCUCAGAUAGUGAACGCGAUAUACCAUGAUGACGGCCAAUACGUCCCGAACACGCUUCCCUUCCACGCUGGUUCUGACAUGGCAGUCAUGGCCGAUCCCAUCGACGUUGGUCUGGGGAACGGUGACUUCCGGCCAUUCACAGGGGGAGGGUAUAGAGUGCCUGAGCAGUUUGGGCACAAAGGCGAAGUGCUGAGCCCCGCACAUUUGGCGUAUAUGUCCCAUCUCGCCACAGAAGGAUUCAGGGGUCAUUCAAGGACGUCAUCAUCAGGCACAUCCGCGCUGUCUUCCUCCCCGGCUGGGUCCCUUCCCGGUUUACCGCCACAUGCCCUUUCAGGUCUAUCGGGUUUCCACCACCCCACCUUCCCCACGGAUGCCCGGCUGGAUAGCGGCAAUACCGGGUUAACACCCACUGAUACGUCUGGCUCGGUGUCCGGCUCGAGCGACCAAGGGCACGUUGGGCUCAACCCUGGUUCCACCAUACCUGUACUGGGACUAGGCAUGUCGCCGCCCGAAGAUAUGGGCACCGUCCCGCUUACCACUCUGCCUGACAUGCACGCAUAUGGAUACGCACCGAUCACCCCGCCCGACAGUGGAGAUGCAGCUUCCCUUCCUCCACCGGGGCCUGAGAUGGGAAUCUCGCCGAGAAGAACGCUGGGCGUGAGCAUGCAGCAGUUUGGGUAUUAG
Molecule: messenger RNA, 2899 nt
Organism: Dacryopinax primogenitus
Lineage: Eukaryota; Fungi; Basidiomycota; Dacrymycetes; Dacrymycetales; Dacrymycetaceae
Exons: 3
Coding region: 611-2899 (762 amino acids)
Biological process (GO): regulation of DNA-templated transcription
Molecular function (GO): zinc ion binding; DNA-binding transcription factor activity, RNA polymerase II-specific
Source: RefSeq, a predicted model, not a curated record